Messenger RNA from Cladocopium goreaui, 799 nucleotides. Lineage: Eukaryota; Dinophyceae; Suessiales; Symbiodiniaceae. The record is from the annotation of a GenBank genome assembly.
GUUCUUCACGAUGUUUAACUGCUGUCAGGCAAAUGCUGACAACCAGGCCGAAGUUGUAGAUGCUACGCUUCCUCCAAGAAAGGAGGCCCCUUUUGGACAAGAAUCCAGACCUUUGCACACGUAUCCGAACGGGUCCACCUUCACUGGAGAGUGGCUUGGUCCCCAUCGACAUGGUCAUGGCUUACAGGUGUGGCCCGAUGGUGCUCGAUAUGAAGGUCAGUGGGAGAAUGACAAAGCUCAUGGCUUUGGUCGUUUCGAACACACCGAUGGAGACAUCUACGAAGGAAACUGGUUAAACGACAAAGCUCACGGCAAAGGCACCUACACUCAUGCAAGUGGAUCAAAGUUCAGUGGUGAGUGGCAGGACGACAAGCAGCACGGUUUUGGUGAAGAGACUUGGCCGGACGGAGCCAGAUACGUUGGCGAAUACGAACAUGGUCUGAAGUCGGGCCGCGGAGAUUUCACUUGGGCAGAUGGGUCCAGCUAUUCAGGACAAUUUUUCGAGAACGACAUACAUGGAUCAGGAAAGUAUAGUUGGGAGGAUGGUCGCGUCUACGAAGGUCAAUGGGACAGGAAUCGUAUGCAUGGCCAUGGCAAGUUCAGAUGGGCAGAUGGCCGCGUCUACGAGGGUGGUUAUGUCAACGACUCCAAGGAAGGUCAUGGCACCUUCAGCUGGCCAGAUGGUCGUUCGUACCAGGGGCAAUGGUCAGAAGGAAAACAGCAUGGUGAAGGCGUUUUUACAAACCAAAGAGGCGAGAAGAAAGGUGGAGAAUGGGUGCACGGCAAGCGACAGGCAUGA